Molecule: messenger RNA, 2082 nt
Organism: Sphenostylis stenocarpa
Lineage: Eukaryota; Viridiplantae; Streptophyta; Magnoliopsida; Fabales; Fabaceae
Source: the annotation of a GenBank genome assembly
AUGCAUGCAGAAUUGCACGUGAGCAUGGCCUCGGAGUUGAAGAAGUGUUUGGCUUCUCGCUUUCGGUCGUUGCACCAAGUGAAGCAAUGCCACUGUCGCCUCCUCCGUCUUGGUCUCCACCACGAGACCUUCCUCGUCAACACCCUCUUGUGCUUUUCCCUCAACCUCCGCACCACGCAAUACGCCACAGUCGUUUUCUCCCAAACCCCCCACCCCAACAUCUUCCUCUACAACACCCUCAUUCGCGGCCUCGUCUCCAACGAAGACUUUCACGACACCGUUUCCCUCUACGCUUCCAUGCGCCAGCGCAGCACCUUCGCUCCUGAGAACUUCACAUUCCCCUUCGUCCUCAAAGCCUGCGCCAGGCUUAAAAACACCCACCUAGGCCUCACCCUUCACUCUCUCGUUAUCAAAAUCGGCUUCGAAAGUGAUGUGUUUGUUAACACCGGUCUCAUUUGUUUCUGUUCCAAAAACGGGUUUCUAAGUCACGCGCGUCAGGUGUUUGAUGAAAUUCUUGACAAGAAUGUUGUGUCUUGGACUGCCAUCAUUUGUGGGUAUGUUGAGUUUGGUUAUUGUGAGGAGGUUGUUGGGUUGUUUAGAGGGUUGCUGGAGAUGGGUUUGAGGCCGGAUAAUUUCACGUUGGUUCGGGUUUUGUAUGCGUGUUCGAAGGUGGGGGACUUGGCUAGUGGACGGUGGAUUGAUGGAUACAUGAGGGAGAGUGAGUUGUGUGGGAAUCUGUUUGUGGCGACCUCGUUGGUUGAUAUGUACACGAAGUGCGGAAGCAUGGAGGAGGCACGAAGAGUGUUUGAUAGGAUGGAGGAGAGGGAUGUUGUGUGUUGGAGUGCCUUGAUUCAGGGGUAUGCUGCCAAUGGGAUGCCGAAGGAGGCACUUGAGGUGUUUUUUGAGAUGCAGAGGGAGAAUGUUAAGCCAGAUUGUUAUGCCAUGGUGGGGUUUCUUUCUGCAUGUGCGAGGCUGGGGGCGUUGGAGUUAGGGAAUUGGGCUAGAGAUUUGGUGGAUGGUGAUGAGUUUUUGUGUAAUCCUGUGUUGGGUAUUGCAUUGAUUGACUUUUAUGCGAAAUGUGGAAGUGUGGCGCAGGCGGUGGAGGUUUUUAAGAGGAUGAGGAGGAAGGAUUGUGUGGUGUUCAACGCUGUUAUUUCUGGGCUGGCUAUGUGUGGACAUGUUGGGGCUGCCUUUGGGGUGUUUAGUCAAAUGGGAAAGGUUGGAAUGCAGCCGGAUGGGAACACUUUUGUUGGUUUGCUUUGUGGGUGUACUCAUGCUGGUUUGGUUGAUGAUGGUCGGCGUUAUUUUAGUCGCAUGAGUUGUGUUUCUGCUGUAACUCCUACUAUAGAGCAUUAUGGAUGCAUGGUGGAUCUUUUGGCUCAUGCAGGUUUGUUGGUUGAAGCGCGAGAUUUAAUCAAGAGUAUGCCGAUGAAGGCCAAUGCUAUUGUUUGGGGAGCAUUGUUGGGAGGAUGUAGGUUACAUAAGGAUACCCAAUUGGCUGAACAUGUGUUGAAGCAGCUCAUUGAUUUAGAACCGUGGAAUUCAGGACAUUAUGUUCUCUUAUCGAAUAUAUAUUCAGCAAGUCGUCGAUGGGAUGAAGCAGAAAAAAUCAGGUCAAGUUUGAGUCAGAAAGGGAUGCAGAAGUUACCCGGGUGUAGUUGGGUUGAAGUGGAUGGGGUUGUUCAUGAAUUCCGUGUAGGGGACACUUCCCAUCCUCUAACGCUCCAGAUAUAUGAAAAACUUGAAAGUUUAUUUAAGGACUUGAGAGAAGCUGGAUAUAAUCCGACGACGGAGUUUGUGCUCUUUGAUGUAGAAGAGGAGGAGAAGGAGUACUUCCUUGGCUGUCAUAGUGAGAAGUUAGCUGUUGCAUUUGCACUGAUCAGCACCAGUGCCAAAUAUGUGAUUCGUGUUGUUAAAAAUCUUCGUGUAUGUGGUGAUUGUCAUGAGGCGAUGAAACUUAAGUUUUGGAUGGGGAUAAGUGAACUCUAUGCGUGCCUGCCUCAGAAUAUGGUGGAGAUCCAAGAUAGUUUUGCUGUCUUUCAGAUAGGAGAAAUGACUAGUUUGUCAAAUGCACCUGCAUAG